Hippopotamus amphibius kiboko is the source of this 835-nucleotide messenger RNA. RefSeq names its product intraflagellar transport 43 (gene IFT43). Gene Ontology annotation, biological process: intraciliary retrograde transport. The record is from RefSeq and is a predicted model, not a curated record. The transcript is spliced from 9 exons. Gene Ontology annotation, cellular component: intraciliary transport particle A; cilium. NCBI's taxonomy places the organism in Eukaryota, Metazoa, Chordata, Mammalia, Artiodactyla, Hippopotamidae. Bases 184 to 693 code for a protein of 169 amino acids.
GGGGCCAAAAUGGGGCGCCGAGCUCAACAGGAGUCUGCUCAAGCCGAGAACCAUCUCAGUGGCAAGAAUUCCUCUUCGACUCUGACUGCAGAGUUCCAGAUUCCUGGGACAGAGAACUUGACUGGUUCUGACUGGUGCAACCCUGGUUCAGUCACCUGUGUCUAAGGGAAGAGGGGUCCUGGGAUGGAAGGCUUCUCCAUCCAGCCUGGGGAACGGGCUCCUCCUCCCAAGCCACCCCGGCGGCAAGGAGGCUGGGCGGACGAUUCCAUAAAGGCUUCCAAGUCAGGAAGGAGGGCUUCUGAAGAAAUAGAAGAUCACCGCCUCAGACAACAGAGCCUGGAUGGAUUUGAUGAUGGAGGAGACAUUCCUGUUAUUCCGGACCUGGAAGAAGUACAGGAGGAAGACUUUGUGUUGCAGGUGGCAGCCCCUCCCAGCAUCCAGGUGAACCGGGUGAUGACCUACCGUGACCUGGACAAUGACCUCAUGAAAUAUGCAGCCUUUCAGACCUUGGAUGGAGAGAUCGACCUGAAGCUUCUCACCAAAGUCCUGGCGCCGGAGCACGAGGUUCGAGAGGAUGACGUUGGCUGGGACUGGGACCGUCUGUACACUGAGGUGUCCUCAGAGCUCCUCAGUGAGUGGGACAUGCUGCAGGCGGAUAAAGAGGACCCCAUGGGACAGCCCGGACACGCCUGAGCCCGGGGGCCGCUCUCCCUGCACGUGGUCACCUCUGCUUUGGACUCGAGACAAAGGCCAUAAACCUAAAACUAAAGAAGCGUGCAAGCAGCUCAGAAUUUUGAUAUGGACUAUUUUGUAAUAAAAAUAUCUGUUUUCAGUA